AUGCCGGGAGAUGUGGUUUUUCUGGUAGGCGCUUCCCUGCUGCUGCCGCCGCCGCCGCCGCGCAGGAAAUACUGGACGGACGAAGAGCUCGAGGAGCUGAGGAAGCAGAGGCUAGCCGAGCUGCAGGCCAAGCAUGGGGAUCCUGGUGAUGCAGCCCACCAGAAAGCAAAGCAAAGGAAAGCAGAAAUGAGAAACAGUAUCUUAGCCCACGUUCUGGAUCAGUCAGCCCAGGCCAGGUUAAGUAACUUAGCCCUUGUAAAGCCUGAAAAAACUAAAGCAGUAGAGAACUACCUUAUACAGAUGGCUCGGUAUGGACAGCUAAGCGGGAAGGUGUCAGAACAAGGUUUAAUAGAAAUACUUGAGAAAGUCAGCCAACAGACAGAAAAGAAAACAACAGUUAAAUUCAACAGAAGAAAAGUAAUGGAUUCCGAUCACAGACCCAAGAUGCUCAUGUACGCCAGUUACAACCCAGGCCUUCGGCUACUCUGGUUCCACCUGCUUCCAUUCUCGGCCUUUCCAGUGGGCUCCUGUGCCCCUUUUACACAGGCAUAA
Microtus oregoni (creeping vole) is the source of this 552-nucleotide messenger RNA. RefSeq names its product programmed cell death protein 5-like. Gene Ontology annotation, molecular function: DNA binding. Gene Ontology annotation, cellular component: nucleus; cytosol. The coding region runs from base 1 to 552 and encodes 183 amino acids. The record is from RefSeq and is a predicted model, not a curated record. The transcript is spliced from 3 exons. NCBI's taxonomy places the organism in Eukaryota, Metazoa, Chordata, Mammalia, Rodentia, Cricetidae.